AUGCCGAAACCGAAGGAAAUCGCCCUCGGAACGUUGGUUGGGACAGCGACAACAGGCCUUCUGACAUGGAGGACAAUAUUUCCAUAUAUAGGGUAUGAUAUCAUGACGUUACGAAAACUGUACCAAAUUCAAAGCCAAGUAGGAGAGAAAAUCCUGUCCGGAAAAUUUCUAGUGGACGUGUUUGAAGAGCAUGUUGCAAGGAAUCCUAAGAAAGCGCUCAUUAUCCACGAGAACAAAAAGUAUAGCUACGAGCAGGUGAACGACAUGGCCAACCGAGUGGCUAAUCUCGCUCUGACUUGGAACCUUGACCAAAACGCUACUGUAGCUACAAUGAUAUAUAACGAAGCAGCUUUCGUUUGGACUUUAUUAGGUUUGUUAAAAGUUGGACUAUCUAAUGCCUUCAUCAACUAUCACUUGUCGGGGAAACCACUCCUGCACUCUCUUAAAACCAGCAAUGCUAAAAUUAUCAUAAUAGGGCAGGGCGACGAACUGUUAGAGUCGGUUAUGGAGAUCAUAGACGACUUUCAGGACAUACCUACCUACGUCAUGGGGAAGGGUCAGACAAGCUUACCACGGGGCCUACUUUCAUUCGAUGACGCCUUGUUACGCAUGCUACCAGUGAACGUGUGUAAGUCAACCCGAUCACACGUGACUUUAAAAUCGCCGAUGUGUUUUAUAUACACGUCAGGAACAACAGGACUUCCUAAACCAGCGAUCAUCAACCAUGCUAAGUCGAUCAGAACAUCGGUUACCUAUAGCAUGUUCGAUUUUAAUACCACUGAUAUAGUAUACAUCGUCACACCGCUGUACCACAGCGCGGCUUCACUACUCUGUCUCUGCAACACAUUGAACACAGGGGCUACCAUGGUGUUACGUAAAAAGUUUUCUGCCAGUCAGUUCUUUGAGGACUGUCGGCUACACGAUGUGACGGUAAUACAAUACAUCGGAGAACUUUUCCGUUACAUUCUAGCUCUCCCAGAGACCCCACUUGAUCCAUUCCAUAAGAUUCGAGUGGCCUAUGGUAACGGUCUUAGGCAAGAUAUUUGGAUAGAGUUCCAGAAACGCUUCAACAUACCUUGGAUCGUGGAGUUUUUCGGCGCCACUGAGGCCACUGGUGGAUUAUUUAACCUAACCAACAAGAUCGGGGCAUGUGGACGUCUAUCACCUUUCAUGCGAUGGGCCGGUACUGACAACAUCAGACAUACCCACAUCAUACGAUAUGACCCAAUCAAGGAAACCCCAAUACGGAACAAAGCAGGUCGUUGUAUCAAUAUUAAACCCGGCGAACAAGGUCUUCUAAUAACCCCGAUACCACCAACAUACACUGGAUUCUAUCAGGGUGACUCAAGUCUCAACGAAAAGAAGCUCCUUAGAAAUGUGUUUGAAGAAGGCGACAGAUACUUCAAUUUCGGUGAUCUUCUAUACAUGGACAAGGAUUACUUUAUCUACUUCCGGGACCGAGUUGGAGACACGUUCAGGUGGAAAGGAGAAAACGUAUCGACAAGGGAGGUGUGUGAUGUCAUCAGUUCUCUCAACUUUGUUCAAGAUGUGAAUGUAUACGGGGUACGAAUACCAGGGACCGAGGGAAGAGCAGGGAUGGCAGCUAUAUCUAUGAAGGACAAUAAAGACGUUACUCCCCACAUGCUGCAAUUGUUGUACCAGAGAAGUCAAAAAGAUCUUCCUUAUUAUGCUAGGCCAAUCUUUGUACGCUUUCAAAAGAGUUUUAUUGUUACGGAGACGAUGAAACACCGAAAACUGGAAUUAGUAGAAGAAGGGUUUGACAUUAACAAGGUCAAGGAUCCACUGUAUUAUAUGGACAACGCAAGCAAGACUUAUUCUCCCCUAACUCCGACAACAUGGAAAUCAGUUCUACACUCUAGGCUCUGA
Ylistrum balloti is the source of this 1887-nucleotide messenger RNA. RefSeq names its product long-chain fatty acid transport protein 2-like. The record is from RefSeq and is a predicted model, not a curated record. The coding region runs from base 1 to 1887 and encodes 628 amino acids. Lineage: Eukaryota; Metazoa; Mollusca; Bivalvia; Pectinida; Pectinidae. The transcript has 11 exons. Gene Ontology annotation, molecular function: long-chain fatty acid-CoA ligase activity; long-chain fatty acid transmembrane transporter activity.